Messenger RNA from Kalmanozyma brasiliensis GHG001, 1407 nucleotides. Its product is annotated as Lipopolysaccharide-modifying protein. Lineage: Eukaryota; Fungi; Basidiomycota; Ustilaginomycetes; Ustilaginales. The transcript has a single exon. The record is from RefSeq and is a predicted model, not a curated record. The coding region runs from base 1 to 1407 and encodes 468 amino acids.
AUGGCAGGUCGGAGCAGCGGCAGCAAGCGGCGCAUGACGCUGCAAGAUGCGCAAGGCGCGCCGAUGGCCGGUUUCGCCGGGCUCUUUGUCGGUCUUUGCCUCGUAUUCUCCUUCAUACCGCUUUCGACCUUCUUUCCUGGCUACGACACCAGUCCCACAGGUCAGCAGUCGCUACCGCGAAGACUCCAGAACGACCUGAACCUACCGCAGCCCGUAUGUAAGACCGAAUUCUCCAACCUCUACCAGCAGCUUAUGGCCAACGAGGCGGCGUGGCGGCGCAAAGGCGGGAUCAAGCACGCCGACGUUCAGAAUGCCGCGCAGAACUGCCGUCACGGUUGCGUCCACGUGGUGAUCAAGUAUGGUCAGAUCUUUGUGCGUGGUCAGGCGAAGGACUGGCAGAGCCGCGUGCGGUCGACGCUGCAGCUGCUUGCGAGCGCAUACCAGGGGGCGAGCGAGGAGGAGAAGGAUGCCAUCGAGGGAGCCGAGCUCGUAAUUUCAACGGCGGACUUUGAUGGCUUUACAGACCCUGUAGGCAGCCGAGGCGCGGGGUGGGUGUUGGAUCGAAGGGUCGGCGAUAAGGAGGGACAGUAUCUCUUCCCCGACUUCUCCUUUGCCAGUUGGCCAGAAGCGGGCAUUGCCUCGUACCCCGAGUUCAGGCGGCAAGCGGCGCAAGUAAAUGCGGAGACGCCGUGGAGGACCAAGUCCAACCCAGCCUUCUGGCGAGGUGACGCUCUGGCGGGAAACCACAUCAAGCCGCGCGAGUCGCUCCUCAGCGUCGCCACCGGUCCAGGCUCCGAGCUGUGGUCCGACGUAAAACGCACCAGCUUCUGGGAAGAAGGUCCGGAUAUCGGAAAGAUCGUCUCGCCCCCAGAGCAUUGUCGGCACAAGUUCCUGGUUCAUUCCGAAGGCGUGGCCUAUUCGGGGCGAAGCAAGUUCAUUUUGGGUUGCGAGUCAACCGUGGUCAUGCACGCACUGGAGUGGGAACAGCACUUUCACCCUGCGCUCAUUUCAAACCCCAACUCGGCGGACAGGAACCAUGUUCUUCUCGACGGGGCGUACUUCGAGGGUUUGCCGGCGACGAUGCAGGCGUUGAUCGCAGAGGAGCGGGCCGGAGGGGGGAUGACGACGGGAGAACGCAUUGCCAGGAACGCAAAACGAACUCUGACGGACCGAUACCUCACACCGGCUGCGACAGCGUGCUAUAUCAGAGCCGCACUGAUCAGCUACAGGAGGGCGAUGGACGCGCGCAGCUGGCCCACAAGGCAGGGCGCCGUGCUGGAGCUCGGUGGGGGAGUCAAGCCGGGCGCAGGGACGCCCAAGGGGACGUUGAAGGAGUUGGGCGUCAAGGGUGACAUCGAGUACGGCGUCUGGUUGAAUUUGGGCAUGCCCGAGUGGCCGCCUCAAUGA